AUGGAUCGCUCCCGCUCCAAGCGCGGCUACCACUACGACCAGGACUCCCCGCCGCCCCGCUCCAAGCAGCGCUUCGACCGCCGCAGCGGCGGCGGCGGCCAGAAUGCUAACUCGAGCUACCACCGCCGCGGCCCCCCCGGCGGCGGCGGUGGCUCCGACCGCCGCGGGUUCCUGCCCCCCGACGCCGCGCCGCCCCCGCCCCCGCCUCCUCCUCCUCCCUCGUCGGCCGCUGCGGGCGGCGGCGCUGGUCCCACCACCACCACCUCCUUCCGCAUCCUGUGCCCCGAGUGCAAAGCCUACGGCUUCCCACCCGGCUUCGUUGCCAAGGUCCGGGACGAGAGCGGCGCGUUUGUUACUGUGCACCCGCCCUUCGCGGGCGACUACGUCCGGGUCAUCGAGACGGUCGACGGCGCGAGGCGCGAGGCGGACGGCCGCCCGCCCAUGUUCUCCCCGGCCCAAGAGGCAAUCCUCAUGGUGCACCGCCGGAUCCUCGAGACCGACGCUGACGACGGCGACGAGGACGGCGAGUAUGGGCCCAGGGGCAAGGACCCCAGGGACAGGGGGAAGACCACCACACGACUCAUCGUGCCCAAGCUGCAUGUCGGAUGCCUGCUCGGCAAAGGCGGGAAGAUCAUAGAGCAAAUGAGGAUGGAGACCAAGACGCACAUCAGGAUCCUGCCACGUGACCAGCACACACCGCGCUGCGUCUCCUUGUCCGAGGAGGUUGUACAGGUUGUUGGAGAUGGAAAUUGUGUUAAGAAGGCUGUAGCAAUAAUCACUGAUCGCCUAAAGGAAAGCUUACACCGUGAUCGUGGUCCCUUCCGCGGGCGAAUGAAUUCACCAGAACCUCGAAUUUCUCAGGAAGAUGAAUAUUUGGGUGGUGUUCAACAGAUGCCCGCAUAUGAGGAAUCUUUGGGACGACCUGAUCAGAUUAGGAACAACAUUAGCAUGGAGCCACCAGGAUAUGAGUUUGAUUCAAAUGGUGGCAAGGUCAUUGAACAUGCAGAUAUCCUGUACGAUGACAUCGUUUUUCGAAUUCUAUGCCCAAAUGACAAGGCUGACAGUUUAGUUGCAAUGCGUGAUGGAAUACUAGAGAUGCUACAGGCUGAUGUUGGUGUUGAUGUUAGCCUAUCUAAUAUUAUUGCUGGUUCUGAUGAAAGGGUAGUAAUCAUCACAUCCAGAGAGGGCCCAGACCAUGAGCUUUUCCCGGCUCAGGAAGCAGUGCUGCACAUUCAAACUCAUAUUGUAGACCUUGGCCCGGACAAGGAUAACAUUAUCACAACAAGACUACUUGUACCUUCAAGUGAAAUUGCUUGCUUUGAUGGAAGGGAGGGGUCAUUAUCUGAUAUACAGAGACAGACUAGUGCAAACGUGCAGAUAUUACCAAGAGAAGAUCUUCCAUCAUGCGCUUUAGAGUCUGAUGAACUCAUACAGAUUGUUGGAGAGAUUAGAGCUGCUCGGAAUGCUCUGAUACAAGUAACAACAAAAUUAAGGAGUUUUCUAUACCGUGAGAUGUCUGGCCCUAUUCAAGUUGGCAAUAUCAAUGUACAUGGAGCCAUUUCUCCAGUAGCAGGUUCACCUCGAGGACCAUACCAGGGAAAUGAUAUUCCAAUUGGUACUUAUCACCAAGCAGCACAACUGGCAACUUCAUGGCAUUCAAAGGAUAGUGGAGGCAGUGCAAGUGGUUCAUUUGAGCAAGGCAGCAGCAUUAAUGAUGAUAUCAGGCAAAGUGCUACAAAAAGAUUUGCUGUUCCUCUAGUGACUAGGAGCACACUAGAAGUUGUCAUACCAAACAGUGCUGUUGCAAGCCUCACCAUGAGAGCUGGUAGCAAGCUUGCUCAAAUAAGCGAGAUCUCUGGUGCUACUGUAACGCUAGCUGAGGACAGACCUGACAUCUUGGAGAAAGUUGUUCGAAUAUCUGGUACCCCUGAGCAGGCUAGCAAAGCUGAGAAUUUGCUGCAGGGAUUUAUUCUUAGCAUUCCAGAUGACAUUCCUUCAGGCUAG
Miscanthus lutarioriparius is the source of this 2004-nucleotide messenger RNA. Lineage: Eukaryota; Viridiplantae; Streptophyta; Magnoliopsida; Poales; Poaceae. The record is from the annotation of a GenBank genome assembly.